CCAAGGUCACGUGAGCUCAACGGCAGCAGCGGGCACGGUGGUUGUGUGGCACCGCAGUGGAAGCACUGGCUGCUUCACUCCUGUGCACCGCAACACUCCGGGAUCCGAAGCAAUUUAACAAGCAGCACGUCUCCUUCUGAAACCUCGGUGUAAUGGCGCUCCGGUAACGCGACUGCGCGCUCUUCAUUCGCUCUCCACGCACACACAUGCUGUCUAUUUUUGCACCGUGAAAUACACGUUGGACACCGUGAGCUCGGGAGACGCGGAGAGGAACCGAGGCUCUGGUGUGUUGGAAUCGCAAUGGCAGACCGUGAUUCGUUUCCGCUGACUAUGGAGGUGCGAGCCCGGCUCGCGGAGCUAGAACUGGAGCUAUCAGAGGGUGACAUCACACAGAAGGGCUAUGAGAAAAAGAGAUCCAAACUUUUGCAAGCUUACCUACCUCACACACCUGGGGCAGAGCGUCGCGUUCCAGUCACACCCUCGUCAUCGUCUUCCUCAUCCUCCCGCUACCAGCGACGACGGUCCACAGGGUCCAGGGAUGAACGUUAUCGCUCAGAUGUGCAUUCAGAAGCUGUUCAGGCCGCACUUGAGAGACACAGCGAGAGAAAGAUAGCCGUGCUGUUGCCGUCCAAGCGGCGGUCGCUCAUCGGACAAACCUCAAUGGACACCUACACACCUCCAGACUCAUCCUCUGGCUCUGAUGCUGAGGGGUCUCUGGGGAGGGCGGGGGGUGUCAACGUGGACUCCUGGAUCAGCAGAGCUCUCCACGGCUCACCUUCAACAUCAUCAUCGUCCUCGUCUCACAGCAACAGCUCUGUCAACGCUGCUCGACUGGCGGAGACCAGCAUGCACUCCUAUGGCAUCGGUCCAAUGUCUCAUCUGUCUCUGAAAAGGCGGGGCUUAAGAGAAAUGGGUGUGUCUACUGACAAUGGUUUUGUCAUCAGGCAUUCCACUGACUACCAGUCAGAUCGCCCCUGGUCAUCGCUGGAUUCUGAGGACAGUCUAUCGGCUCCCCCAGACAUCACCAGCUACACACCAGACCCCGCCCCCUUCUCUGUGCAACGGCCACAGGUUGCCAUAAUAACCAAGGCUCCACCCAAAUAUGGCAAUGCUGAGCUGAUGGAGACUGGAGAUGGUGUGCCUGUCAGUAGCCGUGUCUCAGCCAAGAUCCAACAGCUGGUUAACACAUUGAAACGCCCCAAACGAAAACCUCUGAGAGAAUUCUUCGUGGAGGACUUUGAAGAACUGCUGGAAGCAGUGCAGCAGCCAGAUCCUUCUCUGCCAUGCCCAGAGGGUGUGGAGUCAACUGUCAUACAGGGAGAUGAGCUUGACAGAAUUAAAAACUGUCCUGCUUCCCUGGAGGCGGCCCUUCUGCGCUGGGGAGCCAUCGCACCCAAAGCCCCCUGUCUGACCACCACGCAUGGCAGUGCCAAACAACCGUACACACUUACAUAUGGUAAACUCUGGUCCAGAAGUUUGAAACUGGCGUAUAAUCUUCUCCACAAACUAGGAUCCAAACAAGAACCAAUCCUCCACCCCGGAGACAGAGUAGCGCUGGUGUAUCCCAAUAAUGAUCCAGCAGCAUUCAUGGUAGCGUUUUAUGGCUGUCUUUUAGCUGAAGUCGUUCCUGUUCCAAUUGAGGUGCCACUUACAAAGAAGGAUGCUGGGAGUCAGCAGAUCGGUUUCCUGUUGGGCAGCUGUGGAGUAGCAGUGGCAGUGACCAGCGAUGCGUGUCACAAAGGCCUUCUCAAGAAUACUAGUGGUGAUGUCAUGCAGUUCAAAGGAUGGCCAAAGUUGCUUUGGGUGUUGAGUGAUUCUAGACAUUUAUCAAAACCCCCGAGAGAGUAUUUCCCACUCAUUAAAGAUGCCAACAACGACACAGCAUACAUAGAGUAUAAGACCUGUAAGGAUGGGAGUGUGUUGGGAAUAACCGUGUCCAGGAUGGCGAUGUUCACACACUGCCAAACACUCACACAAACCUGCGGGUACACCGAGGCUGAAACGAUAGUAAAUGUGUUGGAUUUUAAGAAGGGCAUUGGCCUCUGGCACAGUGUUCAAAUGAGUGUGUUGAAUAUGUUACAUGUGGUUAGUGUUCCAUAUGCUCUCAUGAAGGUGAACCCUUUAUCUUGGAUCCAAAAUAUUGGGCAGUACAAAGCGAAGGUGGCAUGUGUGAAAAGCAGGGAUCUACAUUGGGCUUUGAUGGCCCACAGAGAUCAGACUGACACCAACAUGAGUUCACUGAGAAUGCUGCUGAUCGCUGACGGUUCGAACCCUUGGUCGAUAUCCUCCUGCGACGCCUUCCUAAACGUGUUCCAGAGUAUGGGCUUGAAGUCCGAGGUCAUAUGCCCAUGUGCCGGCUCCCCCGAGGCCCUAACUGUAUCUGUCAGGAGGCCUCAGGAGAGCGGCUGUAAGCCGGCCGGUCGAGGGGUCCUCAGUAUGACGAAUCUCAGUCACGGGGUCAUCAGGGUGGACACGGGGGAGAAGCUUUCCGUCCUCACCCUGCAGGAUGUGGGCACGGCCAUGCCAGGAGCGAUGGUGUGUGUCAUUAAACAGGAGGGCGUUCCGCAGCUGUGUAAAACUGAUGAGAUUGGAGAGAUCUGCGUGUCGUCUGUUGCCACAGGGAUGUCAUAUUAUGGGCUUACGGGAAUGAGCAAGAACACAUUUGAGGUAUCUCCAGUGUCGUCUGACGGUGGUUUGGUCACAGACUGUGUAUUUGUGCGGUCUGGUCUCCUGGGGUUCGUGGGUCCAAGUGGGAUGGUCUUCAUCUCUGGGUCGCUGGAAGGACUGAUGCAGGUCGGGGGACGGAAACACAACGCCGAUGACAUCAUAGCAACCGCUCUCGCUGUGGAACCUAUGAAGUUCAUCUAUCGGGGAAGGACGGUUGUGUUUUCAGUGACUGUGCUGUAUGAUGAAAGGAUCGUCCUGGUGGCAGAACAAAGGCCUGAUUCGACUGAAGAAGAAAGCUAUCAAUGGAUGAGCCGAGUGUUGCAGGCUAUAGAUGGGAUUCAUCAGGUGGGGGUGUACUGCCUGGCGCUAGUUCCUGCCAACACCCUCCCGAAAACCCCUCUGGGUGGGAUUCACCUGUCGGAGACCAAACAGCUCUUCCUAGAGGGGGCGCUACACCCCUGCAGCAUCCUCAUGUGUCCACACUCCUGUAUCACCAACCUGCCUAAACCCCGACAGAAACAACCCGAGGUGGGUCCUGCCUCUGUGAUGGUGGGGAAUCUCGUAGCAGGAAAGCGAAUGGCUCAGGCCAGCGGACGAGACCUAAGCAACAUUGACGACAAUGAACAGUUUCUUUUUCUGUCGGAAGUGUUGCAAUGGAGAGCUCAGACAACACCUGACCACAUACUGUACACACUCAUCAACACACGGGGGGCAGUAGGGAGUUCUCUGACCUGUCUACAGCUUCACAAAAAAGCAGAAAAAAUUGCCACUUUGCUGUAUGAGAGAGGACAAUUGCGAGAUGGAGAUCAUGUAGCUUUAGUGUACCCGCCAGGUCUAGAUUUGAUCGCUGCAUUUUACGGCUGUCUGUAUGCGGGCUGUAUCCCCAUCACUGUACGACCACCUCACCCUCAAAACAUCUCCACCACACUACCUACAGUCAAAAUGAUCCUGGAGGUGAGUCGUUCAGUGUGUGCUAUGACCACCCAAGCAAUAUCUAAACUUCUGAAGUCCAAGGAUGCGUCAGUUGCCGUGGAUUUUAAAUCAUGGCCUCUUAUCCUGGAAACAGAUGACCUUCCAAAGAGACGUUGUCCACUGCUGUAUAAGCCAUGUGACCCAGAUUCGUUGGCGUAUUUGGACUUCAGUGUGUCCACUACGGGAAUGCUUGCCGGAGUGAAGAUGUCUCACUCUGGCACAAGUGCUCUCUGUCGCUCUAUUAAACUGCAGUGUGAGCUUUAUCCUUCACGUGAGGUCGCCGUGUGUCUUGACCCCUACUGCGGCCUCGGCUUCGUUUUGUGGUGUCUCUGCAGUGUGUAUGCGGGACAGCAGUCUGUUCUGAUCUCACCCAUGGAUCUUGAGGUAAAUCCUGCUUUGUGGCUGCAGUCCGUCAGUCACUUUAAAGUCCGGGACACUUUCUGCUCGUACUCUGUGAUGGAGCUCUGCACGAGAUCGCUCAGCUCGCUCACGGACUCUUUAAAGGCUCGUGGGAUGGAUCUGACCCGUGUGCGUUCGUGUGUGGUUGUGGCGGAAGAGAGGCCUCGCGUUUCACUGACUCAGUCAUUCUGUAAACUCUUUAAAGACGUUGGUCUGCAUCCACGUGCCGUCAGCACCGCGUUUGGCUGCAGGGUCAAUCUCGCAGUCUGUCUGCAGCCCCAUAGGUUGGGAAAACUUGCCGAGCAGGGGACAUCAGGACCUGAUCCCACGACUGUCUAUGUGGACAUGAGAGCGCUGAGACAUGACAGGGUGAGACUGGUUGAAAGAGGAUCUCCACACAGCUUACCUCUCAUGGAAUCGGGGAAGAUUUUGCCAGGCGUGCGCAUCAUCAUCGCUAACCCAGAGACAAAGGGACCAAUCGGAGACUCUCAUUUAGGAGAGAUCUGGGUCCAUAGUCCACAGAGCGCUUCCGGCUAUUUCACCGUGUUCGGCGAGGAAAAUGUACGGUCGGAUCAUUUUGGAGCCAGGUUGAGCUUUGGAGACACACAGACCGUGUGGGCCAGAACGGGGUACCUUGGGUUCCUGCGUAGAACCGACCUAACAGAUGCAAAUGGAGAGAGGCACGAUGCUCUAUAUGUGGUUGGAGCGUUGGAUGAGGUCAUGGAGCUGAGAGGGAUGAAAUACCAUCCCAUUGACAUUGAAAUGUCCAUCAUCAGAGCCCACCGAAACAUCACAGAGUGUGCUGUGUUCACUUGGACAAAUUUAUUAGUAGUAGUGGUGGAGUUGGACGGUUCCGAGCAGGAAGCUCUAGAUCUGGUUCCCAUGGUAACUAACGUGGUUCUAGAGGAACACUACCUGAUUGUGGGCGUGGUGGUCGUCGUGGAUACAGGCGUAAUUCCCAUCAACUCUCGUGGGGAGAAGCAGCGCAUGCACCUGCGGGACGGCUUCCUCGCCGACCAGCUCGACCCCAUAUAUGUGGCUUACAACAUGUAGAAUCUCAAACAAACACACAUUCAUUCACAGAGGAACUUAAAAGGCUCCUGUAGCAUAUCUUCAAGUCUUUAUUUUAGCUUUAUUCAUGUUGCUUGUUAUUUUACUGGUAUUGCUUAUUUUUUUUAAUCCACACUAAAUUUGAUUUAAAGCACAGGGAUUUGAUCCGAUAAAUAUAUCGCCAAAUUGCCAAUUCAAGUCAUGUUAUUUAUUCGUGUUUUCACAAAUAUAUGUGUGUUAUAUUUGUGCUUUUUUGUACUUUGGCCAUGUUGUUUUACGCUUGUCUUUGUUGUUUUUGAAGGUGUAUUAGAAUAUCACAAACAGACUCGUUUAGCAUGUUUGUUAUCAUUUGAAGACACUGUUAUAUCAUUUUCAUUGUUAAUUAUGUACAGAAAUUGGUGACGUUUUAAUUUUGUCUAGCUUUUGAAGUAUCAGUGUGCUUUUAAUAGUUAAGCGUAACACAAUAGAGGUUAAUGUAUCAUGUAUAUAAAACAUCAUAUCUGCACUGUGAGACAUAAAUAUAGAAAUAUGCGAACUAGAAUGUGCAUUCUAGAUUCAUUGCCCAGCAACAGCUAAUCUCUGUAUCUAUUGGUUGCAGAGAUGGGGAUCUAAAAGAAUGACAUAUGCACAACGUGUUUUUAUUAUAUUCUUUAUUUAUUUUUUAAGCUUCCAUGACCUGUAAGAAACUAGAGCACUUUGAUUCUGUCGCGAUGUCUUUUCGUAUGUCAAUAAAAUAUUUUCAAAUAUUCUUGAAAAAGCUGACUUG
Molecule: messenger RNA, 5854 nt
Organism: Triplophysa rosa
Lineage: Eukaryota; Metazoa; Chordata; Actinopteri; Cypriniformes; Nemacheilidae
Gene: dip2cb
Product: disco-interacting protein 2 homolog Cb
Exons: 39
Coding region: 301-5091 (1596 amino acids)
Source: RefSeq, a predicted model, not a curated record